Molecule: messenger RNA, 1772 nt
Organism: Aricia agestis (brown argus)
Lineage: Eukaryota; Metazoa; Arthropoda; Insecta; Lepidoptera; Lycaenidae
Product: sorting nexin-4-like
Exons: 10
Coding region: 85-1341 (418 amino acids)
Biological process (GO): protein transport
Molecular function (GO): phosphatidylinositol binding
Source: RefSeq, a predicted model, not a curated record
AUGAAAUUUAACAAAAUUUAAUAAAAUAUCUUUGAUAUUUCAGUAAUUUAAUUAGUAUUUUGUAAUUUAAUAUUUGCUUACAAAAUGUCAGCAAAUGUUUCGCCUGUUAAACCAUCAAAAUCACAGAAUUCAAUAGAAACAGUAGAAGAUUUCGAGAACCAAGAUACUUUGAUAAAACACGUAGAUAUAUCUAUCGUAGAGUCUGAGAAACGUGCAAAUGGAACACUACAUGUACGCGACCAUUAUACAGUCUAUUUAAUCGAUCUCAAGGUCAAGGAACCAGAUUAUAAACUAGUGCAGUCUAAGAUUAGCACUAUUUGGAGACGUUAUACAGAGUUUGAACAAAUUCAUGACUAUUUACAAGUGACAUACCCUCAUGUUGUUAUUCCUCCACUGCCAGAGAAAAGAGUUCUCUAUGCUUGGAAAAAAUCUGAUACCACCGACCCAGAGUUUAUAGAAAGGAGGCGGGCUGGACUUGAGAACUUUUUACUACGAGUGGCCUCUCAUCCGAGACUCUGCUUUGAUGAUCAGUUCCUCAACUUCCUUCAACAAGAGCAUGGCUGGAGGGAAACUAUUACUGACAGUGGAUACAUUCUUCAAGCUGAAAAUAAAUUGAAAUCUCUGUCAGUCUCAAUAAGACUAAAAAAACCCGAUCCAGAGAUAGAGAGCGUCAAAAACUAUGGCAAACAACUUGAAACUAAUCUAGGCAACUUUCUUUAUACAAGAUCAAAAAUAAUAGAAAAAAAUUAUGCUCUCUGUAAACUCCAUGCCCAUUAUGGAAAACUGUUCAGUGAGUGGAGUGUCAUUGAGAAGGAGAUGGGAGACGGGUUGCAAAAAGCGGGACAUUAUUUUGAUUUUAUAGCGGACUCUAUUGAGUCCAUAGCUGAAGACGAGGAACAGCUUGCAGAUCAGCUAAAAGAGUAUUUGUUCUAUGCCGCCGCACUUCAGCAGCUGUGCGCCAAUCAUGAGGCUUUGCAGAGGGCACUCGAGAAUGCCAACGAUGCCUUGAAUAGCCGGAUAUCGGAGCGCGAGCGCGCGGCGGCGGGCAAGGCGGGGCUGAUGUCGCGUCUGUUCGGCGGCACUGCCCCCGACAUCGUCCGCGACCAGACCACGCGCGCGCUCGACACCAAGAUCGCCGCCGACCGCGCCGCCAUACAGCACGCCGCUGCAGACCUCACGGAAUUUACAAAGAAAGCACUAGUUGAAAUAGAAUAUUUUCAAAAGCAAAAGGACAAGGACCUGCACGAGUCGCUGGUCAGCUACAUCACGCUGCAAGUUAAAGCUGCUAAAAAGAAUCUACACACCUGGAUGCAAAUCAAGGAGUGUCUACAGAACAUGUGAACACCAUAUCCAAAGAACCAAUAUUUGAAGUUUACUACAUAAAUAUAAAUUUUGUAUGUCGAGUGUACAGUAUUCACGUAAACGCUUGUAAAUUAUUUUGCGCAAAGUAUAAAGUUUUGUAAAAUCGAGGACGGAAACGACUUUCAUAAACGCAAUAAUUAAUAUAGCUAUUGAACAAAGUUCUCCCGCGAUGCCUAUAAGAUAAGCUACUCUACGGUGACGUCAUAAUCGAGUAGCAAUUUGUUUGGAGCAUUUCGGGCAGGACUAUUUUAUGACAUAAGUAUCUAUUUAAAUUAUUGUUCUAUCUUGGAAAGUUUUUUAGCUAACAGUAAUUCUUUCACCGAUGUUUCUAUUUCGGAAACGUCAUUUAAUUACCAUCACGAUAAAAAUAAUAUCAUCAUGCCUAUUCUAUCACGAGUUAUUAAACUCCA